Messenger RNA from Notothenia coriiceps (black rockcod), 2459 nucleotides. It is a transcript of the gene septin8a, whose product is annotated as septin 8a. The coding region runs from base 40 to 1374 and encodes 444 amino acids. The transcript is spliced from 10 exons. The record is from RefSeq and is a predicted model, not a curated record. Gene Ontology annotation, molecular function: GTP binding. Lineage: Eukaryota; Metazoa; Chordata; Actinopteri; Perciformes; Nototheniidae.
AAGUGGCCAUAUUGAAAGCAGAGAGUCGCUCCGUGUUCAAUGUGCAGAGGAGCCGUUCUGAUGAAGGCAGAUCUCUCCUGCACACUUCUGACGAUGGCGGCCAAUGAGGUAGAUGUUUUCGCACAUGAAGAAAAGCGAAACCUGGAGCUCGGAGGUCAUGUGGGGUUUGACAGUCUUCCAGAUCAGUUGGUCAGUAAAUCAGUGGCUCAGGGAUUCUGUUUCAACAUCCUCUGUGUAGGUGAGACAGGGAUAGGCAAGUCGACAUUAAUGAACACUCUUUUCAACACAACAUUUGAAAAUGAGGAAGCCAGCCAUUAUCAGAGUGAAGUACAGCUACGCCCACAAACCUAUGAUCUGCAGGAGAGCAACGUCAACCUGAAGCUGACCGUUGUGCACACUGUAGGGUUUGGAGACCAGAUCAACAAAGGGCAAAGCCAUAAACCCAUUCUUGACUAUAUCGAUGCCCAGUUUGAGAGGUAUCUUGAGGAGGAGCUAAAAAUAAGACGCUCCUUGUUUAACUGCCAUGACACAAGAAUCCACAUCUGCCUGUAUUUCAUCGCUCCCACCGGACACUCCCUGAAGUCCCUGGAUCUCGUCACUAUGAAGAAACUGGACAGCAAGGUGAACAUUAUCCCAGUUAUUGCAAAGGCAGACACAGUUUCGAAGAGUGAACUGGACAAAUUAAAGAUCAAGAUAAUGAGUGAGCUGGUCAGUAAUGGGGUGCAGAUUUAUCAGUUCCCUACAGAGGAUGAAGCUGUUGCAGAGAUCAACACCUCCAUGAAUACUCAUCUUCCCUUUGCUGUGGUGGGAAGUGUAGAGGACGUUAAAGUGGGAAAUAAGAUGGUGAAAGCCAGGCUGUAUCCCUGGGGAUCAGUACAGGUGGAGAAUGAAAACCAUUGUGAUUUUGUGAAGCUGAGGGAGAUGCUGCUGCGUGUGAACAUGGAGGAUCUGCGAGAGCAAACACACGCUCGACACUAUGAGCUCUACCGUCGCUGCAAGCUGGAAGAGAUGGGCUUCAAGGACACCGGCCCGGACAGCCAGUCGUUCAGCCUUCAGGAAACAUACGAAGCAAAGAGGAAGGAAUUCCUCGUAGAUCUGCAGCGCAAAGAGGAGGAAAUGAGACAGAUGUUUGUGAGUAAAGUGAAGGAGACAGAAGCAGAGCUGAAAGAGAAAGAAAAAGAGCUUCAUGAGAGAUUCGAGCAGCUCAAGCGGAUGCACCAGGAUGAAAAGAAGAAUCUGGAGGAGAAAAGACGAGACCUGGAGGAGGAGAUGAACGCCUUCAACAGAAGAAAGGUGGCUGCUGAGACACUGAUGGGACAGGCUCUCCAAGGCUGCUCACAACCAUUCAAGAAGGAUAAGGACAAGAAGAAUUGAUUUAUGGAUCAAACAUCCAGGGAAACCAGGAAUGUGUCUGCUGUCAGCAUGGGAAAAAGAGACUGUCAUAUCUGACACUGCACACUGACACUGUAUGUGUAGGCAGUGUCACUUUGACUAUGCACGUAUGUCGGCCUGAACAAUGUGAUGGCUUUAAGCCAAUGUGUACUUAUGGAUCAAAAAGGUAGCUUUGCUUAGUGUUUCUAAUUCGUCCCUAAUGCUGACUCUGCUAGACACACAAUCCAUGGAGUGUUUUCAUAACAUGUAGCUUGUGUUGUUUUAUGUUCUGCCAUGAAUGUGUGUUCAUGUCCUGUUGUAGAACAGGAGACUUUUAGUCACUGACUGAAUUGAACUGAUUGCAGUAGUAGUGCAUUACAGAGCAUUUGUGUGUUUAUACAUGCAAUUAUUUACAACUUAAAUUGUCAACAGUUUUAAAAGACAGAAUUUCUAAUAAUGUACAUUAACAAAUGUAUUUUAUUUUUUAAAUUGUAAGUAGAUUAACGUAAAAAACGUAAUGGACUUACACCAUGAUAUGGAAAAUUAUAAAGCUAUUAACUAAAUAAUUGAACAGUGUGUCUGUGAAAAGAGCAAAUAUGCCAUCAUUUAUAUUGAAAUAAAAAAUGUCAAUGUUACACCAGACAGAGCAUCAGUUCAUCUGUUGGUCAUCUGAACCCUAAACCCUCACUUCUCUAGGACUUCCCGUCAUAUCAGUCAUUUUUUAUGAUUCCAAACAUUUCAUAUUGCACUUGUUGUCAUCAUGAUGUAUCAAAACAUGGUUUUCUGAUUUUUAUCUGUAAACAGUGUUUUGUUAAAAGCAUUAUCCAUUCAAUUCAAGUUGUUGUUUUAGAUUUUCUUUGUCCCUGGCAGCAUACAGUACAAAUAACAAAAUGCAACCCUAAUUAUAAUUUGCACUAAUCUUUGGUACUUCGUAUCUUGUUGAAGUUUGUCUAAUGGCCCUAAUGAAUAUGUAGAUUUGCUUGUUCAGAUAAAUGACAUGGUUUUUCUUUCCUUUUCAUAGCUUCUUUAGUCUUCCAUCUGCGUGCUCCUUAACCUCAGGAAGGAAUUUGAAUUAGAAGACUUUCUAC